Messenger RNA from Dioscorea cayenensis subsp. rotundata (Guinea yam), 1133 nucleotides. Its product is annotated as RPM1-interacting protein 4-like. Bases 185 to 862 code for a protein of 225 amino acids. The record is from RefSeq and is a predicted model, not a curated record. The transcript is spliced from 4 exons. NCBI's taxonomy places the organism in Eukaryota, Viridiplantae, Streptophyta, Magnoliopsida, Dioscoreales, Dioscoreaceae.
AUUGUCAAAGCGUCAAACACGACUGGCUCGUGCUGGUCAAAGCUUUCUUUUCCUCUCAUUGUUACCUAUCUUCUUCUUCUUCUUCUUGAGAUUUAGAUCUUGGAUUCGGUGUUGGUUGUGAAAGGAGAAGCCUUUAAGCGUUUUUGAGAACUUGUGGAUCGGUUUUGGACGCAUCUUUCAUUGAAUGGCGCAAAAUGCUAAGGUUCCUAAAUUUGGAGACUGGGAAGGUACUGAUGUUCCUUAUACUCAAUGUUUUGAUGAUGCUCGAAGGGUUAAAAAUGCAGGGAGAAUGAUCAAUCCAAAUGAUCCUCAAGAAAAUCCGGAAGCUUUUUCUCAAGAUAGGCCAUCAGCACAGGAUGAAGGAGAGCACCGAAGACCAAAACAUGAGAGACGUGCUAGCAGGGAAGACAGUGAAUUUCAUCGUUCCACUGACCCAUCCCAUCAGAGGAGGGCAAGGAGGGCUAGUACUGGUUCUGACCGUAGCGUAGAGCAGUCUCCCCUUCACCACCAUCACCAGUCAAAAUCUGCAAAAGGUGGAGUUUCUCCAUCUGCAUUGGAAAGAAGGGCUUCUUCUGAAGCUCAUGGAGUUGGUUCCCGCACUCCGGUAAGAUCCAGAUUGAAAAAUGCUGGCCGAGGUGAUGAAACUCCGGAUAAAGGGUCAACAGUGCCGGAGUUUGGCGGAUGGGAAAAGGAUCCUAAUUCAGCUGAUGGUUACACUGGCAUCUUUGAUAAUCUGAGAGCAGAGAAGCAGGAUGGCUCUGCGAGAGUGCCCAUUGUGAGCAAUGAUCCAUAUCAGACUAAUGGCCACAAGCGUAGUUCUCAAAAUACGGGCUGUUCAUGCUUCAGUUGGCUCAAAAAAUGAGGUUUGCUGGUGUUAAGAGUUGAAGAUUGGCCUGUAAAUAGACGACGAAAGAAGAAGGCCAGAGUAUAUCAAGGAUCUUCCUUGAAGAGUACAUUCUUUAUUUUCUUGUGUGCUUUGUGUUGCGGUAAUUUGAGUUCUAUGAACAAGUGGAAUUUUUUUUUUUCUCAUGUUUUUUUUGUAUCUUCUUUAGCUCUUCUUUAGAUUUCUUUGUGAUGUUUGUUGACAAUGGUAUGAUUCUUUUUAUUGUGUCUUAUGGUUAUUCUCAAUUGCA